This is a messenger RNA of Prionailurus viverrinus (fishing cat), 2377 nucleotides long. It is a transcript of the gene MNMIP1, whose product is annotated as SH3 domain containing 21. Gene Ontology annotation, molecular function: protein binding. The transcript has 16 exons. Bases 270 to 2261 code for a protein of 663 amino acids. The record is from RefSeq and is a predicted model, not a curated record. Lineage: Eukaryota; Metazoa; Chordata; Mammalia; Carnivora; Felidae.
CACGUGGGGGAGCUGUGGCCCCAGCACUGGCCAGGGACCCUGGAGUCCUCCUCAUCUCUGGGUUGGGGGACGAACCUGCUGAGCCGGGCCGCCCCCUCUCCCACACCCACUCCCAGAAUCCGGGGCCCGACCUAUCGGCUAGCGUCUCCGCCUCCUUCGCUUCACAACCUCGAGCUCGUCCCACCCAUCCUACCUGGGCCCAGUACUCGGCUGCCUGCGGGACAGUACUGUCCUUCCAGCGCCCGGCUCUGGAGCGCGACCCUGAAGCUAUGGAGGUGCUGGUCCUGGCCGGAUACCGCGCGCAGAAGGAGGACGAACUGAAUCUGGCCCCCGGGGACGUGGUCCGGCAGGUGUGCGAGGGGUCCGCACGGGGCUGGCUGCGCGGAGAGCUACGGGGUCGUUGUGGCCUCUUCCCCGAGAGGUCGGUACAGGAGAUCCCCGAGGCUCUGCGCGGCGCCGGGGAGGCGCCGAGCCCGCGCUGUGCGCGCCGCCGAGGUCGCCCCGCCAAAUCUCGGGGCCCCCAAAGAUGGUGCAAGGUGAACUUCAACUACAGUCCGGAGCAGGCGGACGAGCUGAAGUUGCAAGCUGGGGAGAUUGUGGAAGUGAUAAAGGAGAUUGAGGACGGCUGGUGGCUGGGGAAGAAGAACGGGCAGCUGGGAGCCUUCCCAUCCAACUUUGUGGAGUUGCUGGACAGUGGGCCCCCAAGCCUCGGGAACCCAGACAUGCCUUCAGUCAGCCCCAGUCCCCAGCGGCCUCCCAAGCUGAGCAGCCUGACCUAUGACAGCCCUCCAGACUACCUGCAGACAGUCUCCCGCCCUGAGAUCUAUAGGGUGCUGUUCGACUACCAGCCUGAGGCCCCAGAUGAGUUGGCGCUGCGGAGAGGAGACGAGGUGAAAGUACUGAGGAAGACCACAGAGGAUAAGGGCUGGUGGGAAGGAGAGUCUCAAGGCAGAAGAGGAGUCUUUCCAGACAACUUUGUGCUCCCCCCACCCCCAAUCAAGAAGCUGAUCCCACGGAAAGUGGCAUCUCGGGAGUCAGCUCCUCUUAAGGAACCAAAAAGGAUGAUGCCCAAAGCAGCCCUGCCUACAGUCAAGAAGCUGGUGACAGCCCCCACUGGGCCCAGCAAACCCAAGCCAUCUUGGAUACCCAGUGGAGACAGUCAGAAGCGCCCCUCCCGAGACUCCGGCUCCAGUGGCAGCUUCCUCAGAAGGGGUCCAGGCCACCCUGGUAGAAAGGGAUCAAAAACCCAGACUUCCCGGCAGCGCUCUGCCACCAGUCAGGAGGAAGAGCAGAGCAGCCUGGCAAAGGCCCCUCCUGUGAAUAAAACCCCUACUCUGGACAAGACUCCCAGCCCAGAGAAGACUCUGUCUCCGGAUAAGGCCCCCACUCCAGAGGAAACCCUGACUCCAGAUAAGGUCCCCAUCUCAGAGGAGGCCCAGAUUCUGGAGUUCAAGGGCCCAGCCCCAGAGAACCCCACCCCAGAGGAGAGCCUGACUCUGGACAAGGCUCCCAGCCCACACAGCGUGACUUCUGGGGAUGAGGCCCCUGCCCCAGACGUCCCACCUGAGGAUGAAGCCCCUGGCCCAAAGAUGGCCCUGCCUGGGGAUGAGACCCCCACCCUAGAAAAGGUCUUGACCCCUGAGCAGGUGCUCUCUGCAGAGGCCUCCACUAGAGACAACACUCAGCUCCAUCACUUCUCUCCGGAGCAAGCCCUGCUGAAGUUCAAGUCUCUCGUGGCCAAUGAGGUUCAAUCCCAAGAGGUCCAUAUGCCAGAGGAGACUGACCUCUGCAUGAGGACAUACCCUGUGAAUCAGGACAGCUCCCCGUUCCAGUCUGAGUCCAAGCCAGGGUCCGUGCCUGCCGAGGAGGUACCUGGGCAGCAUGAGGCUACCCAGAAGGAGGAGGCACCCCCCAAAGAGCAGGAGUCCCCCAAAGAGAUAGCCCCUGUUCAAAAGAAUCCUCAUCCUAUCAAGUCGACUCCAGACCCCCAAGAGACUCCCAGCCUACUUUCUCCGGUCCCACAAAAUCUCACGGACAGCAAAAGUGACAGAGGCGAUAUAAUGAGGCUACAGGACGAGGUGGAGUCUUUAAAAAGGUCGCUGGAGCGGAUGUGGGUGCAGCUGGAGAGGAAGCUGACGGACAUCUGGGAGGAGCUGAAGAGCGAGAAGGAGAAGCGCCUGUUGCUGGAGGUGCAGAUGAAGCAGGGGACCCAGGAGUCCCGGACCGGGGGCUCAAUCCACGUGCAGACGCAGACGCACUGAGGGUGGGCCCGGGAGGGGGACUACGGCGAGACCUGGGGGGAAGUCAGGCCCCGGCCACCCACGUCCUCCCACACGACUUUGAGAAACACAAGAAAGUAAACUGCGGUGUAAGCGCU